AUGGCUGUAAAUAAUGAUGAACAUAUUAUAACAUCACUGGCCUGUGCUCAUCGACUCAAGACAAGCGUUUGCCGUACAGCAACAGAAUUCAAACAUUUACGCACGAAAUUACUAGAAAAUUUACAAACUAUAAAAUCUAAACAUGUUAAUAAUAAUUCUCAAGGUUCACUAUCAACAAUGGCUAUUGACUACUGUUUUGAUGACGAUGUCAGUAUCGACGAUCAUUUUCAGCAGGUAUCUGAUGCCAUUUUAGAGGAGCAUGCUGUUGCGAAACGACCUAGUCUCGUCAUAUUUGGUCCCAAUUCAAGUGGUAAAACGUCGUUCAUUCAGCGUUUUCUUGGUAUAGGCAAUAUCUUACCGUCGGGUAUCGGACCUGUAACAGCACGUAUCGUUCAAUUCACAUAUGCAUCAGCUGAUCGAGCAUGUUUUCAUGUUUAUGAAACUAUUGAAAAGACAUCGGUUCAAGCCGAAGGCAAUUUAUCACAUUUCUUUGAAAAUCAGCUACAACCGAAUUGGGAAGGUAUCACCAAGGUUAUACAACCUCAUGUUAAGCGGCCUAUUAAUAUUGAUGAGAACUCGGUCGAAUUCAAUGAAUGGGCCAAAUGCUUUGUUGAACUUUCAUUACCAUCUAGUGUCCUUUCGUUGGGUAUUGAUAUCUAUGAUACACCUGGUUUUCUUUCAGACAAUCGUGAACAAGUGUUAACUGAGAAUUUACAUAAACUUGUGAAACGUAUUACGCCAACUCUUGUCUUUCUUUAUGAUAAUGCUACCAUCAGUGACACUGACAAGAACUGUUUUCUAGCCAUGAAAGAUACUUUAGGCUCCAUGGAACGCGUGUCGGUAUUUUUCUUGAAUACUAAAGCCGAUUGCAUAUCGAUUGCUAAUGAUUAUUUUCUUGAUGAUGAUCCCGAAAAUGUAUCAGUCGAUCUCUUCUCUAAUACGCUACGUGAAAAACGACAACAUUGCUAUGAACUCCUUCUUCGACGAUGUGAAAUGGCCAAUGAAGCACUUGGUCGUUUGCCCGAUUCAGUUGAUGAAUGUACAUGUUUUGAUAUUUGCACGGUUCCAGGUAAUUUCGAUCCAUGGGAAACAUAUACAAAUGUGAUAAAUACAACCAGCUUUCGACGUAUAGUUGCAUUUGCCGUCGAAGCCUAUUCUGCGCCAACCCUCGCAUUAAUGCGAGACAUGCUUGCUACAGUAGAUGAUUAUUUCGAUUUGACUGUUUCAACAGCAGAUCGUCUACCAAAACAGUGGGCUGCCCUACAUGAUGAAGCCAUAGAAUGGGGUUGCCAUUUUUUUGAUGAGUACGAAAAAGUAUUGCCAGAACUUAUUGAUGAUUUAGUCGCAAAUAUUUUACAUUUAUUUGAAGAAUUAAAACCACAAAUCGCUCAUCAAGCCGCAUUGAUCAAACGUACUGAAGAUUCUAUUGAUGCACUACUACAAGACAAUAAUGGUGACCAUGAUAUUUAUAAAUUACUUGAAGCUAUGGAUGCUUAUGCUACUUUGUCGAAUGAAACUAAUAGGCGCACUUUUGCCAUUUAUUGUUUGACAACAAUUGCAGAUGAAAUUAAGCAACAAAAACCAGCUUUCGGACGUAAUUUAAUCCAAUGGGUAAAUGAACAAAGAAAAGCGUUUAACAAGAAUGUAACAUCGAAUUAUAAAUAUAUUACGAAGCAUCUCUCAGAUCAGCAGAAGCUUCAUAAUCUUAUUUCUCAAUUUUCUGGCCCUUUUGCUAUAAUUGAAUGUCAAUUAUUAGCAGCUGAAGAACUCAAUAGACGCGGUGGUGUUCUGCCUACUAUAGGCGAAGAACUAGGAAGAGGUGGCUUCUGCAGUGUACAUACAGCUCAGUGGGACCCAGAAAAUAAUCUAGCUGUGAAAAAGUUACUUUGUCCAUCGGUCGAAAACGAACAGAUGUUUGCUCUAGAAGCGCAUUAUCAUCGAACAGCUGCACGUUUAUGUUCAAAUUAUCUUGUUCCACUUCUUCAUUUAUAUGAAAACAAUAUAGAUGAUAAUAAACAAGAACUAUGGCUCAUAAUGCCAAGAUAUUCUAUGUCGCUGCGAAAGUAUUUGACACAACACAUUCAUGACAUAUCUUUUGCCAAAGUUAUCAGUUUCGCACUGACGAUCGCUCAAGCACUUGCAGAACUUCAUCGUCUUGAAAUUGUUCAUCGAGAUCUUAAAUCUAGCAACAUUAUGCUUGAUGAUAAUGAACAAUGCCAUAUUAUCGAUUUUGGCACAGUCAAAUUAGGACUAUCCAAUCGAACUCUUUUAGGUACAGCUCCAUUACCACCAGAGAUGAUUGCCGCGUAUCUUCAAUCGAACAGUAGAUAUAUUACUUAUGAUGGAACUGCAGCAGAUGUUUAUUCUUUCGGACUUCUUCUUUAUGAAAUGUUACCCAAACUGUCUUAUGAACAACUUAAUGUUGAUACAGUCUCAAAUCUAGAAAAAAAUCUUCUCAAAAAUUCACAGUCUGAUACAAAUACAGAAGAUUAUAAAACUCAAAUUCGUGCAUGUCUUAAUGAAAAUCCUGCAAAACGACCCAGUGCAAGCGAAUUGGUCUCCAAACUUACGGUCAUGCAGAAAAGAACUGAAAUUAAACCAUGUAUGGUAUGUGAUGAUCGAGACCGCACAUUACGUUUUGCACCUUGCGGACAUAAAGUAAUGUGCGCUCAAUGUUGGGAGUCGUGGCGUGCAAUAUCGAAUGGCAAUGCUCAAUGCAUUCUCUGUAAAGCAAUCGUUAGAAAUCAAACACAGGAUGAUACCAAUUCGACGUACUACCUGCCGCGAAAUUAG
This is a messenger RNA of Rotaria sp. Silwood1, 2793 nucleotides long. The record is from the annotation of a GenBank genome assembly. Lineage: Eukaryota; Metazoa; Rotifera; Eurotatoria; Philodinida; Philodinidae.